GCGGACGAGACGCCGCACUAGCGGCGCCGGCCGAAGGGGUGCCGGGGCCCGAGCGGAGCCGGUACCCCCUGACGCCGCCGCUGGAAUGGAGACGGCGUCCCCAGACGCCGCCGCUGGAACGGAGACGGCGCCCCCAGGGACCGCGGCUGGAACGGAGCCGGUGCCCUCAGACGCGGUGGCCGCAGCGGAGCCGAAGCAGACUGGCACUCGUGACAAGAGGACCAGUGACGGCCUGUGCUGUCCCGUCUGCCUGGAGUCGGUGACGAGCUUGAAGGCGCAACAGCGCGGCUUCCUGGUGACCCGCUGCGGACACUGGUUCUGCGCGCCGUGCUUGAAGGGCUCGAUCCGCCGCAGCCGCGAGUGUCCCGUCUGCCGCUCCAGGCUGCCUCAGCGCACCGCCUACAACAGCCUGUAUCUGUGACCUGCACCUCUCGGCGCAAACACCCGCCUAGCCCUCACGCGUGAACGGGGUGCGCCUCAGCUGGCCAUUCUGCUAUUCUGGGCGGCGCCAGAUGGAGGCUACCACGGCAGUCUCAGGUGUGAAUGACUCGUUUUGCUCAGUGAUAAUGCGGUGAAGUCUCGUUCUUUGCUGGUGCUCUGGUUUUCCUUUUCAACGAUUGUUCUGCGGCGUGGAUCGCAGAGGGCAUCAGGUUUCACACUGACCUUUACUGAAACCGAAAUAAGAAGCUUGGCAGGCCGCGUGACAGCGGGUGCACACCUUUGUUAAAAGGCACUGUACGUUUGGGAAUGCUCUCUAAUCGCGGGUUGACGUUUCGCCAUGAUCUCCGAUUUACAUCACAGUAUUCCGAAAGUGCGGACAACCGUUUGGGAUAGCUUAAUUUAGAAGGUGAGGCGCUGGUCGGCCAUAAGAGACAGGAAUGAACCGGAAGUUAAAACUGGAAAUACCAGGUGGUUAUGAUUGGUGAACUUUGCAUGCCUGCCACAUGCUCUUUUCGAUCCCUUUGUGGCGAUGGGGCACGUGAGCCGCAGUGGUGGCUUUCCUGCGAUGUAUGCGUUGAUAUUCCUGCCUAGUGUGCUGCCUAGCUCACUGGCGGUGCGUGCGGUGAGUUGCAGUGUUGUCUGAGACGAUGAAUGCUUGUCCCGUUAUGUUGGAUUAGGUAAUACACGAUUUUACUAUAACAAUAUUGUGAAUACACACAUUGUUCUUUGAAGGGAAAUAUCACGUGCUGCUCUGUCUCCUCGAUAGAUGCGUUUCGUACUUUGUUGGUAUGCGUCUUUUAUAUCGUUAAGUGCCGUUGCAUUCGAAAGAUGAUAUCGAGAGGCCCAUGCUCGACAUCUUUUCCGGAAUCGAUUC
This is a messenger RNA of Pollicipes pollicipes, 1315 nucleotides long. Its product is annotated as E3 ubiquitin-protein ligase RNF4-like. Bases 86 to 421 code for a protein of 111 amino acids. The record is from RefSeq and is a predicted model, not a curated record. Lineage: Eukaryota; Metazoa; Arthropoda; Thecostraca; Pollicipedomorpha; Pollicipedidae. The transcript is spliced from 2 exons.